AACCACGAAAUCGCACUACAGAGUAUCACCGAUCUACGUCAAAAGGUCGAUAAACGGCUAAACACGCUACAGAAGGACGUCACAGACAAGUUGAUCGCGUCGUUCAAAGAAGAGAAGAUAAACAUGGAGGCGUCAUUACGGCAGUGUGAACGUCUGAUGAAUAGUAUGUUAAAUACCAUGAAGUCGUCCGUUACCGCCGUAGAGGGAAAUGACCACAUUGAGACGAUAGUGCUGUACCAGAGAGGACAGGCAGAGGUGGAAUCUUGUAAGGCCCUGAUCACGGAGAUGAGAAAGUCGUACACGUCCGUCAACAUUAAACAUCAGGUUAUUAGUGGACUCGGCAACCUUGGGGAUGACGCAAUGGGAAAGAUCAUCAUCGAGAAACAACCACGACGUUUCCCUGGCAAUCAUUGUGAUAUAAAACCACCCUUGUUAGAACGCAAAGUGAAGGAAAUCGGAAAGUUCAACAUAAAGGUUCCGUCGGAUAAAUAUAAUUGCAGUGCCCGUGGUGUUGUGUACCUUCCAUGUGAUCAAAUAGUGGUAAGUGAUAUCGACAACAAGAAGCUGAAGCUGUUUACAGACAAAGGACAGUUCCUGGACGAGUUGACCAUUCGAGGAUAUCCCUAUGAUCUGUGUCUGGUGGACAACAACACUGUGGCGGUCGCUGUCUCCCGUCCUGGUGGUAUACAUGUCGUGAAAGUCGAGGCAUCCAAACUCUCCCUGUCGUCUGAGAUCAGGAUGCCAAACGGUGAGGACUGCUAUGGUAUAACACAUACAGACGGGAGGUUUAUCGUGGGUACAAAUGGAGGAGGAGUAUACAGUGUAACACUGGACGGCGUGGCUGACUUGUUACAUCAGUAUAACAGUAACUGUUGGUCACUCACACAUGACUCAGUAAAGGGAGACACACUCGUCAGUGUCAGUAACGGCACCCCGGGAGACGUCGCGGUGUCCAGACUGUCGGCUGAUAAACGUCACACGGAGGUGAUGAAGGUCGGCGUCGUGAGUCGUCCCUGGGGAAUAGACGUAGACAGGGAGGGAAACAUAUAUGUGUGUGGUUAUAGUUCAAACAACGUCGUACAGAUGUCUUGGGACGGGACACACGUUAGGGAACUGCUGACGUCAUCGGAUGGGAUGAAGUAUCCAAUGGCAAUAUCUGUCAAUGCUUCAUAUCAUAUAAUUCCACGUGACAAACAGUUGGAACGACAAAGAUUUCACAUCAGCGAAGGUAUUGUCGGACAAUCGAAUGAAGAGGAGAAGGAUGAGGAAAAGGAGGAAGAGGAGAAGGAGGAGGAGGGGCUGGAUUAUUAA
Messenger RNA from Pecten maximus, 1311 nucleotides. RefSeq lists its product as uncharacterized. The record is from RefSeq and is a predicted model, not a curated record. The transcript has 3 exons. NCBI's taxonomy places the organism in Eukaryota, Metazoa, Mollusca, Bivalvia, Pectinida, Pectinidae. The annotation marks the transcript as partial.